GUUCAAGACCAAUAAGCGCCAUUGUUUCCAAGAGUCAUCUUUAUGGCGCACUUAUAGCGUUGUUCGUUUAGUAAAAUGUGUUGGUAAAGCCUCAGGAUGUAAAGUGUUUGAAAAUAAUUAUUUUAAUAUUUUGACGAUAGUCAUUGUUACCCAAGUCAGCUAAGUUAGCUGUUUCCUGAAACCGCAGCCCCCACCACGCUGCUGUAACGUUAAAUCAAAACAAUGACCUCUGCCUCUACUAAGGUUGGCGAGAUUUUUUCUGCAGCUGGAGCUGCGUUCACAAAAUUAGGAGAGCUUACCAUGCAACUGCAUCCAGUGGCAGACAUGAGUCCAGCAGGUGCACAAACGAAAACAACAGUCAAGAGGAAGAUUUAUGAAGACACUGGAGUUGUAUCCACUGAUUCUUUAAAGAAGAUCACCAAAAAGUUGCCGGUUUCUAUGCCUCCCCCUGGACCACCUAAAGUCAUUGCUGUGUCAAAAUCUCAGGUUGUGGUGACUGCCGGUUUACAGGGUCCAGCUACAUGUCCAUCUAGCAUUAAGUCAUCAAAGACUGCUGAGGUCACUCUCAGUGCAUUGAAUGACUCUGAUGCAAACAGUGAUCUAGUAGAUAUAGAAGGGCUGGGUGAUAGUUCCACAUCGAAAAAGCUCAAUUUUGAUCAAGAUAGUCUAAAUCUGGAUUCCAGCCUCAUCAUGAAUUCCAGUGACUUGCCUCUGUUAUCCCGUUGAAGUUCUCAUACUGUAGUUUACCGUCAGCUGGAAAAUGAAAUGAAACUGAAUCAUAUCGUAUCAGUUAGGGUUCAUUCCAGCCCCGCCCAAAAAACUCUUUAUUUAAUCCAAACUUUUCCAAGAAGACACAUUUCUAUGAUAAUAAAGGAAGGGAUAAGAUAUCAUUGAAGAAAGCUGGCAAAUACUUUUCGAGUACUUUUUUUAAAACCAUUAUAAAGAUAUGUACUUGGCUUUGGGAAAAACCUUUAGCCAAAUGGCUUGUAAUAUUGAUGGUUGAGGCUUUGUUUGGUAAACUGUAUUGCUAAAUUAAACAAUUAUUGUACUUUUGAUUAUUCCUAAAGUCAA
Molecule: messenger RNA, 1071 nt
Organism: Triplophysa dalaica
Lineage: Eukaryota; Metazoa; Chordata; Actinopteri; Cypriniformes; Nemacheilidae
Exons: 5
Coding region: 223-726 (167 amino acids)
Cellular component (GO): NURF complex; MLL1 complex
Source: RefSeq, a predicted model, not a curated record